CAUCCUGUGUUGUCAUCUCAUCAAUCAAAUCAAUCAAACAAAGUGGAUUUUUGUGGAUAAUUCAAGAAUGUAUUUUAUGUGCACUUUGUUUUCAGCAUAAUCUCUGCUCUAUAAUAUAUUCUCUUGCACUUCUUCAAAUUUGUUAAAGAUAUGAUAUAAAAGCAAUAAUCGGCCAAAAUGGAUAAACAAGGGGAAGGAACGAGUCCAGAAAAUGUGAAAAAGAGUCCUUUUGAUGACCUUACUAAGGAAGAGUUGGUCCAGAAGUAUAAAGGAUUACUUGCAAUUGCUCAAAAGGCCAAACAGGCAAGAUCUGAUUUAUUGGCUGAGAAUGAAACUUAUAAAAAACAAUUUCAAAAAUAUGAAACAGAGAAAAAAUCAUACUUAGAAAACAUUCAGACUUUGCAAGAGCUAGUUAACUCCCUUACUGAACAAAAACUUAAUUACAUCACAGAAGUGGAUGCUGCUCAUACAAAGAUUAAAGCCCUUAACAACAAAUGUAAUAGCUAUGAAGAAGAAAUUGAUAGAUACAAAGCAGAGAUUAUUGUGAAAGACCAAAAAUAUGGUGAUACAGCCCAAAAACUGUCUGACCUUGAUAGUGAAAUAAUUUCCUUGAAACGACAAAAUAAAAGACUCUUAGAAGAGAACGAACAACUCAUAAAUCAACUAACAGAUCUUGAAACACAAAUUAAUGAAUUUAACAAUAUUGGCCUUCAGCAAAGAGAACAACUCAAAAUAUUGGAGGAGAAAGUCCAUUUAGAAAAUGAGUACAAGGUUCAACUUGAACAUCUGAACAAUAAAAUCAGAGAGUUACAAACACAACUUAUCUCAAACAAAACAGAAGAAGCUGAAGAUCAAGUAUCAUUUGAUUAUGAAAAGAAAAUAAAAGAUAUAAUGGAGAUGUUUGAAGCUGAAAAAAACAAAAAAGAGAAAGCUAACAUCAAAUUAAGGAGCUACAAAGAUAAAAUACUUAAGUGUGCUGCUUGUAUCAAUCAACUGAAAAACUCUAGAUUCAUUCUGGCUAAAACAGUGAAAGAAUAUUCUGAAAAUAUACCCAAAUGGCAAAAUGACAUUCUAAAGGCUUCAAAAGUCUUAGACGAUCAGAUUGAUAAACUGAAUAAGGAAAAUUCAAAUCUUAAAGAAAAGCUGAAUAACUUGGAAAAUAUAUAUGCAAAAGAAAAUGGCGAAAAGGAUAAAAAUCUGAUUGCUGAAAUUAAUCAGCAUAACGAAUUGUUAAAAUCGAAUAUAUCUGACUUACAAAAUCAGUUAAAAGAUUCAUUGGAAUGUAAUAAUGUUCUCAAAGAAAAUUUAGAAAAAAUAAAAGUAGAAUAUCAGAGGGAAAUUGCAAUUUUGAGUGAUCAAAUUAUAGAAGUUCGGGAAAAUUGGAACGAAAUUUUGCGGAAAAAUAAAGACCUCAAUUCAUUUGUUGAAAAACUUCAAUUAGAAAACAAAAAGUUACUUAAUUCAAUGGAGGAGCAAAGAAAUGAAAAUGAAGAAGUUAAAAAUAUGGCAUUACAAAUAAAGGCAUUAGAAAGUGAAAAAUCAAUGUUAGUUAAAGAAAAAAUGAAUGCAAGAGAUAGUGUAGUAGAACUUGAAAAUCAAAAUAAAUCACUUACUGUUCAAUUAGAGGGGACUUCAUCGGAGUUACAAUUGAUGAAGUCGAAAGUUGAACUUCUAUCGCAGCAGAAGUCAGCACUCGAGGCUGAAUAUAAAAAUGAUAAGAAUGAUGAGGUCAACCAUUUCAAAUCUGAAAUGAAGAUAUUACAGGAACAAUAUGAUUUACUAAAAAAAGAGCAUGAUCAUUUGCAAGAUUUAAAUGGGCUUUUAAAAGAAGAAGUAGAAACAUUAAAACUUUCUUUGGAGCAACCAAAAGAUGAUACAGAUAAUUCAGAUCUGAAUGUUUCACUUCAAGCUGAUAUAGUGAAAUUAGAAACGAAGUUGUCUGCAUAUAAACAAGAGAAUGCCACUCUUUUAUCAGAAUUAAAGGAAUCUCGAAGCAAAAUCAAAGAAUUUGAUAACUUGGUCGCUGAAUAUGAAGAUGCUAAAUCAAAAUUAAUGAGUUACAAAACUGAGAAUUCGGAACUACUUAAUGAAAUGAAAGAAAUAAAUCAAGUACUUAAAGAACGAGGUGAAUCUAUAUCAAAAUUACAAAAGGCAAUUGCUGAAUUAGAGAGAUUAGUUGAAACUUUGGAGAAAGCUAGAGAUGAUAUGGCACAUGAAAAAGAUAACUUGAAUAAAAAGAUUGAAAACUUAGAAAACGAAUUAAAAAAUGCAGAAUCAAAGACCGACACAAAUGGUAACGUAAUUGAGAAAGUUAUUACCGAGAGAGACAAUGCUUUGAAGUUACUCUCUGAAAAGGAAGCAAUCAUAGUUGUUUUGAAAGAUGAAAUAGAUAAAUUUAAACAGGCGCAAAUAUCUGCAGAUUUACCACAAGAAGAUAUGUCAACAUCUACCAUAUCUAGAGCUGAAGAACUAUCUAGAAUGAGAGAUUUAGACGAAACAUUCGAAGAAAAAUACACAAAAUUAAGAAUAUUCGCUUUGAAACUAAAGAAAAAACUCAAUGAAACAAAAACCGAAUUACAAAAUGUAGAACAAGAUAAGGCUAAAAUAGAGAAGUUACUGCAUGAAAAUGUUUCAAAACAAGUGCAAAGUGGCGAUGAAGUGGAUGGCAUUAAACAAGAUGAUAAGGCCAUCCAAAAAGACGAAAUUGAUGAUCUCCAAGCUAGAGUUACGAGCUUAACUGAAGUUGCUGAAACAGGUGAAAAGACAGCUGCUGAGUUACUCAAAGUUCGAGUGGAAUUGGAGACUAUGUCUAAACAGCUUGCUGCUGAAAUCGGAGCUCAUAAAGUAACAAAAGAACAAUUAGAGAAGGCACGUCGUGAUGCUAAGAAGAAAAAUGUAUUGAGUCUGGAAAUGGAAGAUUAUGAGAGGUCAAUGAAGGAACUCACCACCAAAAUGGAAGAGAAGAAAAAGAAGAUGGUCCAAAUGGAAUCAACAAUCGACACUCAAGAAGGAACCAUAACGGCAAUGAAAACCCAAAUAAAGUUGUUGGAAGAACAAAUUAAGACGGAAGAAACUCAAAAUAGACUUAUAAGAGAAGAGUUGCAGCACGUAAUAGAAGAAGGAAAAGAGAAAGACAGCAUCAUCCAGACUAAAAAUGGUAUAAUUUUCAAACUUGAGCAAGACCUGGAGGAUGAAAAGCGAAAGAAUGAAGAAUCUGAUUUGGAAAUGACUACAUUGAUCAGCGAGAAGGAGAAGAUAAUAAUGGCAUUAGGGGAAGAUAAGGCAGAGUUGAACAACAAAGUGAAGAGAUUGGAGUUCAAGUGUUCUGAGCUGAAUGAAAAAUUAAGGAUCGCAAAUAUUGAGUUGGGUGAUUUGAAGACUGAGUAUACAAGUUACAAGGUUCGAGCACAAGCAGUUUUACGUCAGAACCAGACAGUAGAUCACAGCCAAGAGGAACAGUUGAAGGAGGAAGCCGCGGCUCUUAAGGCGCAAAUAGAGACGCUUACUGUUAAACUUACGGCAAUGUCUGAACAGUGUGCCGAGCGUACUGCAGAAGCGGAGAGUGCGCGACGGCGUGUGUCUGAGAGUUCGGCCGAAGCCAGCCGAGCGAUGCAGCGCACUGCACGUCUACAAGCCGAUCUCACCAAGCUGGGGCAGCAGCUGGAAGAGGAGCGGACGCAGCAUAAACUGCAGAUAUCGACUCUAACACAAUGCUAUAAGGCUCAAAUCAGCGAAUUGGAGGCCCGGCUGCAAACCGAGACGGAAUCCCUAAGGAAGAAGCUUGCGGCUGCGCAGGAAAAUAUAUCAGCUAAGCGGGACGACAACUCUAAUCAGUACUUGGUGCCCGUUAUACCGAAAGAGGAGAGUGAUGGCGAAAUGGACAUUAAUGUAUCUAUGAUACCAAGGGAGGAGGGAGAGGGAUCGGAAGCAGCCCCGUCGCCUCCACCAUCCAAAUCGUACAUGACGAGCGCCGGAAGCGGCCGUUCUCCCGUGCCUCUAGAAAGGUUGCUGGAGGAAGGAGUGCCAGAAGAUGAGGCCCUGGACACUUCGUCGCUGGGACUCACUCCUGAUCAGGAGAUAGCAGAUCUCAAACGUAGACUUCAGGCUCAACAACAAAGGGUGAAACACGUGACCGUGUUAUUAUCUGAAUCCGAACGAGAAGGUGCAAGACUGUCUCAGUUGAGCGAGCUACUAAAAUCGGAGCUACGUAGAGUUCGCGCCGCUACGCACAACGCGCACAACACAGAGUACAUGAAGAAUGUCACUCUCAAGUUCCUAACCCUGGGCCCGGGAGACGAGCGUAGCCGCCUCGUUCCUGUGUUGCAGAAGAUCUUGACUCUCACGCCGGAAGAAACACUAAAGAUACAAGCCAUUGCCAAAGGUCAAGAUCCCAAUCCUGGCAAAGGCUGGGGGAGUUACCUGCCGUGGCCUGGCGGAAAAUAAGAACUUAUGGCUAAAUUUGGUUUAUUAAGUGAAAUAUCUUGAGGUUAUAUUGACAAAACGGACUAUGUAUAUGUAAUUUUAAAAUUGAAGAAAGGAUGUUGAAUUUCGAACGUUGUCGGUAAGACACGCAUAUUUGUGCAAGAUUUAAAAGUAUUAACGUUUAGUGUAGCAAAUUAAAUUACAUCCAUUUUUGCGAUAUAAAGCCCGUUUUAAGUCAGAAUAUAAAGCAAAAACUCGCAGUUUCGCUUUAUAUUAUGACAAAACGGGACAGCGAUACUUCUUCGCGCAAUAAAAACGGUGUUGUGCGUGCCAUGCUACGAGGGCAGCUUAAUUCCCCUAUCUUCAACUUUAAUAUUAUAGCAAGCAUCGUGGAUAUAUGUCAAAUAAAUAAAAUACUUAUAUAUAAUAAUAAUUGUCUGUGAUUAAAGUCUGCAUGAAUGUAAGUAAGCCUAAAGCAAAUACCUUGUUUAUAAUUGAGAAGCAAUGAAAAUAUCAGAGCAUUUAUUUAUUUCUCUAUAUAUUAUGGUAAUGUAAUGAGUAAAAAUUUAUUACAUAUUUAUGUGCCUAUCGCGGGAGGAUAAUUCGAUAGUUUCGGAACUAUUGUAAUUUAUCUUUGUUUGAUUAAAAUUUAUUGAUUUAAUUUUUUUACAUUAUUGUGCAAAUAAUUUGUAUACAUUAGCAUGACCUUUUUAUAAAGGUUGAAAAUGAAAAGGUUAAAUGUAUAAAUUGAAAUUCCUGGAAACUAUGUCAUUAUGAGAUAAUUAAAUAUUAACUAAAUUGAGUAUAUCAUUUGUAACCUAUAAAUUAUUUGUAAUUGUGUUAUAAAUGUUUAUAAAUAAAUGACAUUGUUUGCUUCCCGUACAACAAGUGUAAAAUGAGACUAUCAAUUAUAAUAAUUUAAUAAGUGGUAUAUUAUAUACUUAAUUCACUUAAAUCAUUCAGCUUUGAUCAUAAAUUAAUUUUUCCUAUGUUGACAUUUUUAAUUGUCCCUAGUUAUGCAAUCAUUUGGUGUAUAAUUUAAUUGAAUCUGCAUGAAUGUUUUAGAUUAAACAAACCUUUUUUGCUGUAAUACAUCGAGGUAAUUCAAAGAAAUAGAAAAAAUCAAUGUAUUUAUUUAUACUGCAGUACAACUAUGAUAUGAAAAGGUGGUCCCUUAUAAUAAGUAACCAUAGAUCACAGAUUUGUCAAAACUGAAUCCAUUCUGUUUACAUAUAAUUUUGAAUUUAAAGUUAGUACAUAUUUACAUGGUUCAGGUUUAAAUUACAGAAUUCAAAAUGUUUAUUACUUAUAAAAUUAAAUUUGGUGUUUGAUAUUUGUGGGGGCUCUAAGAGAUGAUUUCUAGAAAUUCAGAGUAAGACACGAGCAACGCUACAGGCACAAAAGGAUGUAUGCGUUUCGAUAACUAUGACUUCAAAAGUCUAAUUCAAGACGGUGGAUGUGAUAUAAUCUGUACCCGUGUUCGGAACAGAUCCUUUACUAUUGAGUAUUUCUAUUGUAUGGGCUUUGGUUGCAAUAGUAAGAAAUUGAGGACACUAACACGAUUAAACUUUCACUAUCUUGCAUCAUACUGCAUGUAUGUAUAGGUAGAAAAAUAGGUAUUUUGGAUUUCGGAAAACAUGAUCCGAUAAUAAAUUUUAUCCACUAUUAAAUAACCUGACCUAUUAGGAUGGUUUGCCAUUAUAAUAUCGUUUUAUUUUAAUAUAAUUUUAAUAAUGUGACAUUCCGAAACCUGUAUUUGUGAAUAGAUUGACCGCUGUCGAAACUAGUUGCAGCCGUUCAAGGGCGACAAGGCCCGGGCGGCUUUCACACAUGCUUGGCGGCACAACUAUUUGUUUAUUACGAAAUUUAAUUACGACCUGAAAUAUGUUGUGCUCGGGUGAAUUGUUUACUUAAUUCUGAACUUUAAAGCACUUCGUUCUUAGAAAUGGAAGAACGGAACCCUAGUAGAAUCACUCUAGUGUCACAGUAAAAGAGUGUCUUGCGCUUCUAUAUAGGCAUUUCGUUUUAGUCACAUCCAAGUUCAAAAUCUACAGAAAUAAGUAGAACGUGAUAUGAAUUUUAGUUUUUUUUUUACUCUUACCAAUUAAAUCUCUGUUUGUAGAAAUAUACUUUAUUUAUAGUUUACAGGGUAUCAGAAGCGCAUGACACAGUGCUUUCGCCAUUUCGAUGAAAUUUUUUGUUGUGUGGUAUUUUUAAUGCUUCUUAAAGCAUUCAUAAUUCAUGCUUUCAGUCGUAUUUAAUUUAUGUAACAUUGUUUAAAAUUAUAUAUUUAAGUUAUGAAACUAUUUUUAACGUGAACGUGGCUCAAUUUCAUAAGUUCAUUUUACAAAAGCACUUGUGUCUAAAAUUGUACCUACUUAAUUGAUUACAAUUUUGUAAGGUUUACUGGUAGGGUUUAUUUUUUUAUAUACCUAGUACUUACUUAAAUCAUAAAUUAUAAAAUGGUUAUAAAAUUGGUUUUUAUGUAAUAUGUAUAGUUAUUCAAUAAACUACAUUUUGUUGUA
Amyelois transitella is the source of this 6947-nucleotide messenger RNA. RefSeq names its product GRIP and coiled-coil domain-containing protein 2 (gene GCC185). The transcript is spliced from 15 exons. The record is from RefSeq and is a predicted model, not a curated record. Bases 178 to 4443 code for a protein of 1421 amino acids. NCBI's taxonomy places the organism in Eukaryota, Metazoa, Arthropoda, Insecta, Lepidoptera, Pyralidae.